CGCUCCGUGGCAUUCAUCCGCAAGCAUACGCGCAAGACAACCAUCAUUCAUCAUCUUCUAUCACUAUAUCCAGCAUACUCGACCAUCGAGGUCCAGGCACGCACAACCGUCAAUCACGCUGCACCUGCAGAGGACCGAAAAGGUCGGCCACUAAAUUGCUACAUCUUUCUCCGCCCGGUGGCCUCAGCUCAGCACCCGAUUGACAGCACCGAACUGCCCUUGUAGCACUGCGAAAUCAUCUCGUCGCUUUUUCUCCAUCUACACUCGUCUUUUGCCGUCUGAAGGCCAGUCAGUCAUGGUGGACUCGGGAACGAUUCUCUUUGCAGGUCUGCUCCUGCUACCGCCCGCCUUGAUAUACCUCGUCAUCAGGCCGUACCUCAAAGGAGGCUCGAGCGGCGGCAGAAAGCCCUACACUGGCAAGUACGACCCUUCGACCGGAUUGGGCAGAGGUGCACCAGGCUUCACGACCAACGUGGCUCGUAUACCCGUGCCCGCGCACAUUGUGGCUAGGAUCAGGGCAGGCGAAGAAGUGAGCGCGGAGGAGAUCACUGCUGCUCAGGAUGAGGUGAGAAGGAAGAUGGAGCGUGAGGAGAGGGAGAAGAGAGGGGAGAGCGAGGAGGAGCAAGCCAAGUCAAAGAAGGGAAAGAAGGGCAAGAGACGAUGAGCAGGAGAGAGAGAGAGGCAUUCUCAAUAUUGUCUUCUUGCAGCUAGCAAUCAGCAUCACGCAUGACUACCCAAGCACACUGGACAGAGUGAUUGUUAUACACGUU
This is a messenger RNA of Ceraceosorus guamensis, 770 nucleotides long. RefSeq lists its product as hypothetical. Bases 296 to 664 code for a protein of 122 amino acids. The record is from RefSeq and is a predicted model, not a curated record. Lineage: Eukaryota; Fungi; Basidiomycota; Exobasidiomycetes; Ceraceosorales; Ceraceosoraceae. The transcript has 2 exons.